GUCAGAUCCCCGCACGAUCAGACGGCCACGAGUCACGAGAAUUGGGACUUUGUUCAGCAAUAUAAAUGGCCCCUCCAAGUGCCAAAACACACAAAAACCCUAUUCUCUUUCCUAGGGCUUUGUUUCUCAUUGAGACGAACCGAAGGCUUUUGAAGGUUGCGACAAUGAGGCCGGUUUUCGUGGGUAACUUCGAGUACGAUACUCGCCAAUCUGAACUGGAGCGUUUGUUUGGAAAAUACGGGAAGAUCGAGCGUGUGGACAUGAAAUCUGGUUUUGCUUUUGUUUACUUCAUGGAUGAGCGUGAUGCUGAAGAUGCCAUUCGUGGCCUUGAUAAUAGGCCAUUUGGUUUUGACAGGCGUAGGUUGUCAGUGGAGUGGGCUAGGGGGGAACGUGGUCGGCCUCGUGAUGGAUCUAGGUCCGUGGCAAACCAAAGGCCUACUAAAACCUUGUUCAUAAUUAACUUUGAUCCAAUACGCACAACUGUGCGUGAUAUAGAAAGGCACUUUGAACCUUACGGAAGGAUUCUUCAUGUUCGAAUUCGACGGAACUUUGCAUUUGUUCAGUUUGAGACUCAGGAAGAUGCUACCAAAGCACUCGAGUGUACUCACAUGAGCAAGCUUUUAGACAGAGUAGUAUCUGUUGAGUACGCUUUAAGGGAUGACGAUGAGAGCGGUGACAGCCAUCACGAUAGCCCUAGAAAAAGAAGUUAUAGUGGGCGUGGGGUUAGUCCUUACAAAAGGUCACCAAGUCCAGUGUAUCAUAGACGCCGGAGUCCUGAUUAUGGUCGUCCAGGUAGCCCUGUUUAUGAUAGGUACAAUGGUCCAGCAUAUGACAGGCGCAGGAGUCCUGAUUAUGGCAGGAACAGGAGUCCUGAAUAUGGCCGAUUCCGGAGCCAAUCGCCUAUUCGAAGGUCAGGAACUUGAAAGAAAAUCCUGUUACUAGGGAAGUUGAAAAAAGCUUUAGCUCGAAUUAUGGUACUCUUUAGCUUUUGCUACGUAUUUGAGAUGGAGAAUUUCUACUUGUUACAUUGAUAUUUUCAGUUGUAAGAUUUGAGAAUUAGCACACUUCUAUGUUUAGAGUGAUUUGCUACCUACCUAUAAAAGAAAGGUUUAAAGUGA
Molecule: messenger RNA, 1118 nt
Organism: Juglans microcarpa x Juglans regia
Lineage: Eukaryota; Viridiplantae; Streptophyta; Magnoliopsida; Fagales; Juglandaceae
Product: serine/arginine-rich splicing factor RS31
Exons: 6
Coding region: 66-923 (285 amino acids)
Biological process (GO): mRNA splicing, via spliceosome
Cellular component (GO): nuclear speck
Molecular function (GO): RNA binding
Source: RefSeq, a predicted model, not a curated record